AUGGCUCGGAACCUCCUGUCUGCGGUGGGUCAUUAUGUCGGUGUCCAUAAAGUCCACAGGAGUGUUCUGUGCAGCCUUCGCCUCUGUCACACAGACGCACUGACACUGACGCAACAACACAACGGAAUCAGAAGAAUAGUUUUGAACAAUCCUAAAAAGAGAAAUGCGCUUUCUCUGUUGAUGUUGGAAUCCCUUCGCAAGAGCAUCCUCAGUGAAGCUGACAGUGAAGAUCUCAGAGUGAUUGUCAUAUCAGCCAAUGGCCCCGUGUUUUCCUCUGGCCAUGACCUGAAGGAGCUGACCUCUGCUCAGGGAAGAGAGCAUCAUGUUCAGGUGUUCAACACCUGCUCAGAGGUAAUGACCCUUAUUCAAGACAUACCCGUCCCAGUAAUGGCCAUGGUCAAUGGUGUUGCCACAGCCGCAGGAUGUCAGCUUGUUGCCAGCUGUGACAUUGUAAUUGCUUCGGAGAAAUCUACCUUUGCUACUCCCGGUGUUAAUGUGGGUUUAUUCUGCUCGACACCAGCUGUAGCUAUUGGGAGGACUGUGCCUAGAAAGGUUGCACUGGAGAUGUUGUUCACAGGAUCUCCUAUCUCGGCCCAUGAUGCUUUGCUGCAUGGUCUGGUGAGUAAGGUUGUCCCAGAAAACCGCCUGGAGGAGGAGACAUUGGCUAUCGCUGAGCGCAUUUGUUGGGCCAGUCAACCUGUGGUAGCCCUUGGGAAAGCUACAUUCUACAGUCAAAUGGCACAAGGUCGAGAUGCUGCAUAUGCUACCGCCUCCAAAGUGAUGGUCGAGAACCUGGCACUGAGAGAUGGGCAAGAAGGAAUCAGAGCUUUCAUAGAAAAACGCGAACCUGUGUGGAGUCAUACAACAGAGAAAGCUCAUGACUGA
Messenger RNA from Knipowitschia caucasica, 885 nucleotides. The record is from the annotation of a GenBank genome assembly. NCBI's taxonomy places the organism in Eukaryota, Metazoa, Chordata, Actinopteri, Gobiiformes, Gobiidae.